Messenger RNA from Gamsiella multidivaricata, 495 nucleotides. RefSeq lists its product as uncharacterized. The transcript has a single exon. The coding region runs from base 231 to 413 and encodes 60 amino acids. The record is from RefSeq and is a predicted model, not a curated record. NCBI's taxonomy places the organism in Eukaryota, Fungi, Mortierellomycota, Mortierellomycetes, Mortierellales, Mortierellaceae.
CAUCCUUCCCGCCUCCUCUAAAACUUGGCGUGCGUCUCUGUGCAAACAUUUGGUGGCAAGGGUUAGUUUAUACUCCUUCGUUUCCUUCAUUCUGUGGUAGCGUGGUUCUGUUUGACCAUCCUGACUCUUCUCGCUUUCAUCUUCUGGAGAGAAAAUUUGCUGUGUGUCUUGCACAAACAUUUGGUCCAAAGAGGCUUCCUCCACUGGGAUGUCUGGAGCAAAGACUGUAUAUGAUGACUCGCGACACUCGCCUCGGAAAGAAAAGUCUCUUAUGGGAGGGAGACGGCGGUCGUGGCAAGCCAUCAGGACCUCCUAUUCCCCGUUCUCAUCUCCCAGUUGGCGCUCCUCCCUUGUCCCCACUCCUCUUCCACUCUCACCAUAAAGAGCCACCCCGCAGAGCUAUCUGCUCGUAAUUGUGAUAUCUGCGCAGAGUCUGCUGUCUCUCUCUUUUUCUUUUCUAUCUCUUCUUUUUUCUUUUGUGGUUGUUUGUGCCAA